This is a messenger RNA of Penicillium lagena, 459 nucleotides long. RefSeq names its product histidine phosphatase family protein. The transcript has a single exon. The record is from RefSeq and is a predicted model, not a curated record. Gene Ontology annotation, cellular component: fungal-type cell wall. NCBI's taxonomy places the organism in Eukaryota, Fungi, Ascomycota, Eurotiomycetes, Eurotiales, Aspergillaceae. The coding region runs from base 1 to 459 and encodes 152 amino acids. Gene Ontology annotation, molecular function: acid phosphatase activity.
AUGAUACUAACACCGCAUGACAGCGCUCAUGAUACGAACAUCACCCCCAUUUUAGCGGCGCUUGGUAUCGCAUCACCUAGUGAAGAUCUACCAUUGGACAAGAUUCCCUUCCCAUCAACAUAUGAGACUGGCAAUAUUAUCCCCAUGGGCGGCCAUCUGACCCUCGAAAGAAUGAGCUGCAAUGCAACAGCUGCCACAGAGAAGGACGUUUAUGUACGUGUCGUUCUCAACGAGGCGGUUGUUCCCUUCACAUCUUGUCAGGAGGGACCUGGGUUCUCUUGCUCGCUAGCCAACUACACGCAGAUGGUCAACAACAUGCUCCCCAACUUUUUGUCGGAGUGCAAGAUCAACAGCACGUUACCGCAGCAUCUAUCCUUCUGGUGGAACUACAACACUACUUCGGAGUACAACCACCAGACGGCGAGGUACAUCCCUUACCAGGGCUCGAGCUUCGUGUAG